AAGGCGCCACACUCCACUAACAGUGGUUUAUCAAGACUUCUCAUUAUUUUGUGACACCGACUCGUCCGUCACCUGACUUAUCUGAACAAACUGUUUGGAUUCAUGACGAUCCGUUAAGUGGGAAGACGUAAACUAAUAUUGACCCCCACAAGACCGAGAUUAACAGAACCUGCAGUACUUGGUUUUCACCGGGGCAUAUACUUGUUCCUUGGGAGGUGUUUGACUCUGACAUUUGCCUUGUGUGGCUCAGCUUUGGUCUGAUUUUGUUUGUGCUUUGGCUGGGGUGAAGAACGCCGAUGGCUCUCAUGGAUAAGCAUAAAGUCAAGCGACAGAGACUUGACCGCAUUUGUGAAGGCAUUCGCCCCCCGAUUUUGAAUGGGCCGAUGCACCCGCGCCCCCUAGUGGCACUGUUGGAUGGUCGCGACUGCACCGUGGAGAUGCCUGUCCUGAAGGACGUGGCCACGGUGGCGUUCUGCGAUGCCCAGUCCACCCAGGAGAUCCACGAGAAGGUGCUGAAUGAAGCAGUGGGCGCCCUGAUGUACCACACCAUCACUCUCUCGCGGGACGACCUCGACAAGUUCAAGGGCCUGCGGAUCAUCGUGCGAAUAGGCAGUGGCUUUGACAAUGUGGACAUCAAGGCCGCGGCUGAACUAGGUAUAGCUGUGUGUAAUGUGCCUGCCACAUCAGUGGAGGAGACAGCGGACACCUCCAUGUGUCUGAUCCUGAACCUUUACCGCCGCGUCACCUGGAUGCACCAGGCUAUGAGAGAGGGCACCAGGGCUUCCAGCGUGGAGCAGAUCAGGGAGGUGGCCAGCGGCGCUGCCCGCAUCCGGGGAGAGACGCUGGGCAUCAUUGGCCUGGGGCGAGUGGGCCAGGCUGUAGCGCUGCGGGCCAAGGCCUUUGGCUUCAGUGUGAUAUUCUACGACCCCUACCUGCCAGACGGAGUGGAACGCUCUCUGGGCCUGCAGAGAAUGGCCACCCUGCAGGACCUUCUCAUCCACUCUGAUUGUGUGUCACUGCACUGCAGCCUCAACGAGCACAACCAUCACCUCAUCAACGACUUCACCAUUAAACAGAUGCGCCAGGGGGCGUUUUUGGUGAACACGGCGCGAGGGGGCCUGGUGGAUGAGAAGGCCCUGGCCCAGGCACUGAAAGAGGGAAGGAUACGGGGUGCUGCCUUGGACGUACAUGAGACGGAGCCCUUCAGCUUCUCUCAGGGCCCACUGAAGGACGCUCCCAAUCUGAUUUGCACCCCCCACACAUCCUGGUACAGUGAGCAGGCGUCCCUUGAGGCUCGGGAGGAGGCAGCUAGAGAAGUGCGCCGGGCCAUCACAGGCCGCAUCCCCGACAGUCUGAAGAACUGUGUGAACAAGGAGUAUCUGAUGGCAACACCCCAGUGGCCUGGUGUGGACCAUGGGGCCGUGCACUCAGAACAGAACGGAGCUGCAGCUUACAGGUUCCCUACUGGCCUAGUGGGAGUGACAGCAGGAGGCCUGACGGGGGCAGGUGCUGCAGUGGAGGGAAUUGUUGCAGGAAACCUGGCUAUGGCACAUGGGAUUGCCCCCAUGUCCCGACCCCCCCACACCCCAUCGCCGGGGCAACCCUCUAAAGCAGAAACAGACAGAGACAUGCCAACGGACCAGUAGCCCCCCACCCCCCAACUGUCCCCAAUCCCCCUCUUCUCCACAACAUUCCGUCGUCACCCUUCAUGUUCAUUCAAGCUUAUAGACAGACACUGGUAUUGAGGUCCAUUCUGACCUGGCUUUGGUCCCGUCCUACAGAACAGAAUCCUUCAGGAGGGACAGAAUCCUCGACUCCCUCCACACAUCCUGUUUUCUCUCAUCCAGAAUGCAAUAAGUGGAUUACUCAAGGAUUUUAUUUUUCUUCCCGUUUGCUUUUAAACCCCUCUGUGUCUGACGUUCAUGUGGCUCAGUGGUUUUGUAAAUUAGUCCUUUGUGGGAGACCUGUUCCAAUAUUUUUCCUGUGUUAUUUGCUUUUGUUAUCUCUCUUGCUGUUUGACAUGCUAUAAAGUGAGGCAUAAGUCUGGAACGGUAUUGAAGAUGAUUUCCCCCCCCCACUACUAUUUGUUCACAAACCUUACAAAGGAUUUUCUAAUGUCGGACUCUACAUUUAGUCAUCACAAUAAAGGUGUGGCUGUGAUUUUUUUUAUUUUAUAGCUUUAUGACUGAAUGUGGUGGUCUUGACACAGAAAUAUACUGCACAUAUUUCUGUGUCAAGACCACCACAUUCAGUCAUGGCCAAAAGUUUUGAGAAUGACACAUUCAUUUUCAAAGUUUGCUGCUUCGGUGUCUUCAGAUAUUUUUGUCAGAUGUUACUAUGGAAUACUGAAGUAUAAUUACAAGCAUUUCAACAGUGUCAAAGGCUUUUAUUGACAAUUACAUGAAGUUGAUGCAAAGAGUCAAUAUUUGCAGUGUUGACCCUUCUUUUUCAAGACCUCUGCAAUCCACCCUGGCAUUCUGUCAAUUAACUUCAGGGCCACAUCCUGACCGAUGGCAGCCCAUUCUUGCAUAAUCAAUGCUUGGAGUUUGUCAGAAUUUGUGGGUAUUUGUUUGUCCACCUGCCUCUUGAGGAUUGACCACACGUUUUCAAUGGGAUUAAGGUCUGGGAGUUUCCUGGCCAUGGACCCAAAAUGUCUGUUUUGUUCCCCGAGCCACUUAGUUAUCACUUUUGCCUUAUGGCAAGGUGCUCCAUCAUGCUGGAAAAGGCAUUGUUCGUCACCAAACUGUUCCUGGAUGGUUGGGAGAAGUUGCUCUCGGAGGAUGUGUUGAUACCGUUCUUUAGUCAUGGCUGUUCUCAGGCAAAAUUGUGAGUGAGCCCACUCCCUUGGCUGAGAAGCAACCCUACACAUGAAUGGUCUCAGGAUGCUUUACUGUUGGCAUUAUACAGGACUGAUGGUGGCGCUCACCUUGUCUUCUCCAGACAAGCUUUUUUCCAGAUGCCCCAAACAAUCGGAAAGGGGAUUCAUCAGAGAAAAUGACUUUACCCCAGUCCUCAGCAGUCCAAUUCCUGUACCUUUUGCAGAAUAUCAGUCUGUCCCUGAUGUUUUUCCUGGAGAGAAGUGGCUUCUUUGCUGCCCUUCUUGACACCAGGCCAUCCCCCAAAAGUCUUCGCCUCACUGUGCGUGCAGAUGCACUCACACCUGCCUGCUGCAAUUCCUGAGCAAGCGUGCCCCGAUCCCGCAGCUGAAUCAACUUUAGGAGACGGUCCUGGCGCUUGAACUUUCUUGGGUGCCCUGAAGCUUUCUUCACAACAAUUGAACCGCUCUCCUUGAAGUUCUUGAUGAUCCGAUAAAUGGUUGAUUUAGGUGCAGUCUUACUGGCAGCAAUAUCCUUGCCUGUGAAGCCCUUCUUUGUGCAAAGCAAUGAUGGUGGCACGUGUUUCCUUGCAGGUAACCAUGGUUGACAGAGGAAGAACAAUGAUUCCAAGCAGCACCCUCCUUUUUAAGCUUCCAGUCUGUUAUUUGAACUCAAUCAGCAUGACAGAGUGAACUCCAGCCUUGUCCUCGUCAACACUCACACCUAUGUUAAUGAGAUAAUCACUGACAUGAUGUCAGCUGGUCCUUUUGUGGCAGGGCUGAAAUGCAGUGGAAAUGUUUUUUGGGGGUAUUCAGUUAAUUUGCAUGGCAAAGAGGGACUUUGCGAUUAAUUGCAAUUCAUCUGAUCACUCUUCAUAACAUUCUGGAGUAUAUGCAAAUUGCCAUCAUACAAACUGAGGCAGCAGACUAUGAAAAUUUAUGUUUGUCAUUCUCAACUUUUGGCCACGACUGUACACUAGUUGUUUGCUCUUAUAACCGUUUUUUUUUCUUGAUUUAAAUGUGUAGAUGUUCUGCACAUUGUGGUUGCUAAGACUAGCGUGACGACGGUCUUCAUACCUUCCUAUUUCUUUUUUUAUGUUACCUUUUUGAUAUGAAUAGAACAUGAAAACAAUAUCUUUGUCAAGUCCUCAAAUUAUCUAUCCUCUUUAGGUACUCCGGUAUCACAAUUGCCCCCCAUCCCCCAACAGUGUUUUGCUGACAUUGACACUCAUUUUAGGGUUUCAUCUUGUGUUAUUACUGCAGGCGUUAAGUUCUUUCACCCAUAUGGAUUCCACAGUUGCUGUCGAUCUCAAAUAGACUAGAGUAAUAAGUCUUCAAGGAAUUUUCUAUGUCACUCUUAAAGGGAAAUUUCUAAAAUGUUCAACUUCAUAUUCAUCUCCAGGGUUGGGGAUUUAACAGAUUACAUGUUCUAUUUUGUUGUUGUAAUCACUUACAUGUGAACUGUAAUCCAUUAAUAUGGAAAAUAUUCUUAUCAGAUUAGAUUCUUUUGAAGAACUAGAUGACCUCGAGGAUUACUUUUUAAAUUUAGAAAGUAUGUUUGAUUUUUUUUGGGGGGGGGUGGGGGGGCGGACACUUCUGUUGUCUCAAUGACAUUCAAAUCAGUAUUGGAAAAAAAGGUACACGUUUAAGUUUAUUCCACCUGAGCAAGUCUGACCACAAGUCAGUGACCACUAUGAUGGAUCACGGGUAACGAGCAGGAAUAGACUUUUUUUAGGCUACGGUCCAAGCAAUGUCUUCCAAUGGCGUGGCUGCUGUCGGAAUCCAAAGAUUAUCCAAUUUGAGUAAACGCAAUCAUUCUUUUUGAAACCAGUGGACAGCCAGUGAAAUAUGCUCACAUGCAUAGUGCGGAUCCCAGCCUAUGGAAUAAAAGUGGGUAUUUUAUAGCGCCAUCUAAUUCAUGCUGAUAAAAAAUUCAUAGGCCUAAUGCACACAUUUGAUAGACUUAAAGGGAGAUGUAGUUGCUACAUCAGUUAUUUUACUAAUACAUUUUAUAUAUCCAUUGAUUCUUGAAGAAUAUAACUUAUAAAUGCCUCAUGGGCUUAGUUCAAAUGUGCACCCAUGAGAACCCAAAAUAUAAGCUUGUCUUUCUCCAAUGUUUGUAAACAUUCUAAAUGUAAACAAACACUGUAUAGCCUCAUAACAUGGUUAAAACAAGUUUGAUAUCAUGGAUGCUCAGUCCUUGCAUCCAUAGCUCUGUCUUUUAAUCUGAGACUGGUUACAAUUCUCAAGGCCCAUCCCUCAGCUUUUUACCAAAACAGAGACGGGGUGGCCAUUUUGUUAUUGUUUCAUAUGGAUUUGCCCUUUAAACAGCUGCAUAUUGUCAAGAUAUCAAAAAAUCACCAACUAAAAGGUAAACAAUAGGCCUAUAGCAAAUGCAGCAUAUGGCAUUUAUUUCUCACACGUAAAUAGCACUUUUCAGUAGUGUUGAAAGCAUGCCAUUCCAUGAGCGCAGGAUUUAUUUUUCAACUCGAAUCAAUGAGCCCAAUCAGUCCUCCAUGACAACAAAAUCACAAACAAGAGAGUAGGGCUGGCUAAUAAGUCCUAUUCUUGAAGAUCAAGGGGUAUAACAUUUAUUGGAAUGACUGGAAAAACGUUUAUUGGAAUGACUGGAAUUCUAAUAGACUUUGGUUUUUAAUGUAAAGAUAUGAUUUAAUCGUAUUAUUAUAUGUAGUAGAAAGCGAUGGGUUAGAAGAAGCCUACAUAACCAACCCAUAAAGUAAAAUGUAACAUCCAUAUAUGGCCAGCUAUGUAAACUUUUACAAUGAUUUAUCCUGCAAUAGAUCUUGUUUAAUUGGUAACAUACAUUUGUGUCUUCUUCUAAUGACUAAGGAAAACAUGAAAACAAUAUCUUUGUCAAGUCCUCAAAUGAUCAAUCCUCUUUAGGUACUCCUAAGGGGAAAGUAAUCUAAAAGUAACUGAAUGUAAUCAGAUUAGGUAAUCCAGAAUUUUGUUACUGAUGACGAUUUUGGACAGGUAACUGUAACGGAUUACAUUUAGAAAGUAACCUGAUCAUCUCCAGAUCCACCAACAUUAGUGAAAAUGGUGCUUUUUUAUGAUCUGUAGCAACAAACACCAGAUGUGAUUCCAAUGACUGCGUCGGUGUCCAUUGUGUGAUUUUUAAAUAAUUAUGAUUAGCAUGAUCUACUCAUUUAUUUAACCAGGCAAGUCAGUUGAGAACAAAUUCUUAUUUACAAAGACAGCCUAGGAACAGCAGGUGAACUGCCUUGUUCAGGAGCAGAACGACAGAUUUUUACCUUGUCAGCUCGGGGAUUCAAUCCAACAACUUUUCGGGUACUGGCCCAACACUAACCACUAGGCUACCUGCCACCGCUAAUUGGUUUAUUAUGUUAUAGGAAACACUUAUUUUACUUUUUAACUUUUUAUUUUUUUUACUACAAACAUAGAAAAGUGACAUUUUCACAUAUGAUGAUGUUGGGGGUGGUGCUGAAGAUGAUGAAUAUGAAGUUGAACAUUUUAAAUUUAACUUUAAAACACAUUUCAUCCUAGCAAAACGAGGUCACAACCAUAGAAAUAUUAUUAAGAUGGUAGGAGCCCAGUUGAUGUUGGUUCAGUGCAAGGCCCAGACCACAUGUGGAACACACUAUUCUGGUUGUUUUCAGCUUUUGAGUGUGAACCUGGGGCUUGCUGCUGUGUGGUGAUGUGUGUUUGCAUCUGUGACUUGGUCACAUGGGUGUUCACAACCACAUUCAGCACAUUUGAAGACCAGAGGACAGUGGUUCAUUACUAGUAUAUUAAUUACAAAACUGAUUGAUUAGAUGUGGCUUAAUUUCUUCAUCUGACAGAAUUGAUGCUUGGCAGUGAAUCCCUGGCAGGGAUGUCCAAUCUGUUUCCUGACUGUCAAGGUAAGUAUAAGAACCGAGGAAGUGGAAAAAUCGAGUACACUUUUGGUUGUGUAUUUAGCAUAGCAGUGUGAUGUGGAUAAGGAAGUCCCUAUGUUGUAUAAAGUCAGAUUAAAAUAUGCUAGUGGCAAAGCCUUAACACCCUCAACAGUCAUUGAAAAUCAAGGGAGUUUAUAGAUAUAACACUGAGCCAGGCACAGCUUUAGAGCUGUGCGUGUCACUGGAGAGGGGAUAUGUGUGAGGAGAGUAGGCUAUUCAAACACAGGCAAUUCUGCCUAAGGUGGGCAGCCUCCUAUAAUUCCUACUUGUAAUCGGGUCAUUUACAACCGGAAAAGCAUUGGAACGAGUUCUGCCAUCUUUGGGCACAAUGGCUACAGAAUUUCACAUCAACCCCUGCUCGUUAUGGUACACUCUGGCCAAGUAUAGGGAAAUACCUUAGUUGAUCUCAAUGCUUUGUGGUGUUUAAGUUGUUGUCUGGUGGUAUGUCUUGCUCCUUGUGGGAAUUAAUUAGUAAUUAGAAUCCAAAACAUUUUAUAGAGAUGAGAAUGUUACUUGCUUUGAUGGAACAAUAACAAAAUAAAUAGUUGUCCUUGCCUGUUUCAUCAAUCAAGUUUUAUCAUUGAUUUACUUGUCUUAUUGAGAGAGAUAUCAAAUCUUUAGAAAUGGAAUCAAUGUGGAUCAAAUGUGAUGUGCUCUAUGCCUGGAUAAUUUACAUUACAACGUACACAAAUGUCAUUGUGUGCAUUAGGUUAUUUUAUUUCAUGUUUAGAUGUCAUCUCCAUCAGACUGCAAAAUGAGGAAAAACCCAAUACAUUUGUAACUAGGAUUUAUUCUGAACUUUUUAAAUAGAAACACGUAUUUGUGAUGUUAGCUUCUACAAUAAAGUAUUUUAAUAAAAAAAAA
Messenger RNA from Oncorhynchus masou masou (cherry salmon), 7599 nucleotides. Its product is annotated as C-terminal-binding protein 1-like. The record is from RefSeq and is a predicted model, not a curated record. Gene Ontology annotation, cellular component: nucleus. The coding region runs from base 297 to 1646 and encodes 449 amino acids. NCBI's taxonomy places the organism in Eukaryota, Metazoa, Chordata, Actinopteri, Salmoniformes, Salmonidae. Gene Ontology annotation, biological process: regulation of transcription by RNA polymerase II. The transcript has 10 exons. Gene Ontology annotation, molecular function: transcription corepressor activity; NAD binding; DNA-binding transcription factor binding.